UCGGAUCUGGAGAGAUGGGCAGGCCCGUGAGUAGGCAACGCACAAACUAGUGAAAACUCAUUCAGUCUCUCACCCCCUGCCUGCGGACUGAAACUGAGUUUCAUCGUCGUCUGCUUUUAUAGUUCUUUCUUUAAGCACCGGGCUUUAGUUUAAAAACAGUGCAGUGACACCUUUUGCCUCUGGGAAGAGAAGAGGGGGGAGAGUUUGGGUUUGUAAAGCUUUCCAAAUUUCCUCCGCAAACGGCAGGAGAGGAUUAAAUGCUGGAGGAAGGAACGAAAGAAAAGUUUGUGUGAAGUUGUGUUGUGUUGCAGGACAGGGCUGAGUGCAUCAGAUGCAUUAGAUGAACUGACUGACUCCAGACUCCUUUGUCUACGACUAAUUUCUCUAAUAAGGAGGAAAAGGCUUUGGUCACUCCAGUCGCCUGUUGCGCACUGCGAGCGGGACGCGUGCCUCGAGUUUGCGCUCUUGUCAAACGAUCAAACGUUUAAUUGACACCUGUUGCAUCGAGACGCAUCUCGGUAAGCGCUUCGAACAUUUUAAACUUCAAAUCGAGUGUUUUUCGCCGAACUUUUUUGCAAUGGGCUGCGCCGGACUGUUUGAGGAGUACGUUCUUUAGUUCUUAAGCGCACGAAAGACAGAAAAACGCGGAAAACUCAGGUGGCGAGUUACAUUUAUCGGAGGUGGAAUUGUUGCAUAUCUUCAGAAGUAACUCCUACUUUGUGUGAGGUUCAAAAGAGUCGAAGAACAUCCCGUAGAGCAGAACGCCAGGUUCAAGUCUCAGGACUCCAGUUGUGGGACUUUAGAGGAACUUUGGAGACGUGCGCUGAACGGAGAGAUCGUGUGAGAUCGGCAAACAAAGGAGGCUCUUCACGUUUCCAUUUCUUGGACGAGGAAGAAUGGAUGUAAGAAUGAACCAAGGACACCUAAUUCUGGCAGUGACCCUCAUCGCCUGCAACCCACAUCUGUUGGUGGUCGCCAACUCUUGGUGGUCAUUAGCUAUGAACCCCAUCCAGAGACCGGAGAUGUACAUCAUCGGAACGCAGCCUCUGUGCAGCCAGCUGACGGGACUUUCUACGGGUCAGAGGAAGCUGUGCCAGCUCUUUCAGGACCAUAUGGUUUAUAUCGGAGAGGGGGCAAAGACGGGCAUCAAGGAGUGUCAGUACCAGUUCAGGCAAAGGAGAUGGAACUGCAGCACGGUGGAUAACACAUCGGUGUUCGGCCGCGUAAUCCAUAUAGGGAGUAGAGAAACAGCGUUCACGUACGCCAUCAGUGCCGCGGGCGUAGUGAACGCAGUGAGCCGAGCUUGCCGUGAGGGCGAGCUCUCCACCUGUGGGUGCAGCAGGGCGGCUCGUCCAAAAGACCUUCCGAGAGACUGGUUGUGGGGUGGCUGCGGCGACAACGUCGACUACGGUUACCACUUCUCCCGGGAGUUCGUGGACGCCCGCGAGCGUGAGAAAAACCACCCACGUGGAUCGCUGGACCAAGCACGCACCCUUAUGAACCUACAGAACAACGAGGCUGGGAGAAUGGCGGUGUACAAUCUGGCCAACGUCGCGUGCAAGUGUCACGGAGUGUCGGGUUCGUGCAGCCUCAAAACCUGUUGGCUUCAGCUGGCCGACUUCCGCCGCGUUGGCGAGUUCCUGAAGGAAAAGUAUGACAGCGCCGCCGCCAUGCGUAUCAACCGACGAGGCAAGCUGGAACUGGUCAACAACAGAUUCAACCCCCCGACGCCCGAUGACCUGGCCUACAUCGACCCCAGCCCCGACUACUGCCUGCGCAACGAGACCACCGGCUCCAUGGGCACCCAGGGGCGCCUCUGCAACAAGACCUCGGAGGGGAUGGACGGCUGCGAGCUCAUGUGCUGCGGCCGCGGCUACGACCAGUUCAAGACCUAUAAGCACGAGCGCUGCCAUUGCAAAUUCCACUGGUGCUGCUACGUCAAAUGCAAGCGCUGCACGUCGCUGGUAGACCAGUUCGUCUGCAAGUAGCACCCCGGGGGUGGGACGCACGCCCUGGAGAGGCACUGAGCAAUUAGUGGGAGACGAACAGGACCCCUUAACGGACCCGUAGGGGGAACUUAGAGAUAAUUAAAUGUAAAAUGAUAUAUUAAAUAGCAACAAAUUAAAGUAUAUAAUUAAGUGUACGUGUGCCGGCGAUAGUAAUUUAAUGACUCUUUCUGACUCAACACGCCCAAGUAGGAUGUCAUUGACGUAAAGGAGGCACCAGACCGUGUGUUUUGUUGUUAAGCUGUUGUCAAGUGCCCGGUCGCCAAAUUUUGUGUGCGAUGUCAAUUGAAAGAGGCUGCACCCCUCCGCUUUUUCUGCAAGAAAGAGCCUGCGAACUCUUACAAGACUCUUUUUAUGAGCUUUCGUGAGGGAUUGAGGAGAACUAGAGACGCCGAGAGAGGACGGAGAACAACGGAAGAACCUUUUCUAGACCUGCAGGUCCACACACGUGCUGAUUCUCCACCACACCCCACCUUGCCCAUAUCAGAGCUCUUAAGAACCUUGAGUCAGAUGGUGACAUCAGGGGGGAGAAAUGCGGAGCGAACAUUGUGUUCCUUGUUGAUAUGUUGAUCAUUAAGAUAUGACAAGAACCUCCUGUGACCCUUCGUACAAGCCACUCCCCCGUGAUACCUGGAGAUGAGGGUGAAAGACCGUACCUGGAGCAAGUACCCACUGGUUUUUUGCUUGGAUUGGGGCCGUACAUCAACACACCGCGCCCCAUUAUUUACCGUAGGAUAAAAAAUUCUGUCAUUUGCUUUUAUACAAAGGAUCCUUAAUACUUAAAAAGUGUCCAUCCGUCAUAUCUUGGAAUAACAUAUAAACUAGAGCUGAAAGAAUAUCGUGUUGUACUGUCACUGUUGUUGUUGUCCUUGUUGGUUCGAACGGUGUGUCUCACAGUGAUGAAUGUGUGUCUGGUAACUCAGAAUUGUAGAAAAAAAUUCAAGGCUACGUGAUAAGGACUGCAAAAAAAUAUAUUACAGUAACCAAAUACUAGUGGUUCAGAUUAUAUUUUAUUAAUUGCUUCUCAUUUUAUACAUCAUAUGUAUUGUUCUUAUGAUUUUUUGAUAAAGAAGCUUUUUACUGGGGAUUUAUAUGCAAACAGAGGAAAUAUUAUUGGCUACUGGAUGGAAUGAGUAAACAGCCAACUUCUCCCACCGUACGGCCAAGGAACAAAACAAUAGGAACCUUUGUGCUUACCUGAGCGUUUCAGAGGAAUACUUCACUUGUAAAUACGUCAGUCAUAUAUUCAAAUAACACUUACAAAUAUUUACAGUCUCUGCGACCUUACCUUGUCAGUCUACAGUUUUGCUGCCCUGUGAUCAUAUGCUUGUUGUGUGUAUUUUCCUUCAUUCAAACCAGUAAUAUUAAAAAUAUUAAUAGUGAUUACUUAUGGAGCUGCUUUAAUUCGGUGUCGAUUGUUAUUUUCUGACUUGUGAGCUUUAUCACGUUUAUGGGUUUACAUAUUACAACAUUUAAUCUGCACCAAGUAACAUUACUUGAAAUAAUGAUCUUCUGAUUCAGUCGGCCAUUUUAUACAGAAUAUUGAACACUAUAGUGAACAAAUGUAAAUGUAUUUUGGCUGUGGGGCUUGACCAUAUUUGCAUACUUCUUAGUAACUGAAUGCCAUAAAUGUUUAUUAUCUUUUGUGUGUAAACAAAAAGGUUAUACUGUAGUCUUCCCUCUUCUUCAUCAAGAUUCAGUUAUAAAUGUAUAGCUUGAAUUGGAUUGGGCACAUUUAUAGAUUAAAGGCGAGAUACAUUGGAUGUCAAUCCAUGUCAAAAUAAUUGGGAUGUAACAAUAUCUAAAUCUCACUGUAUACACUAAUACCUUGGUGUAUAACUAAGUCCACGGUACGGUAUUUAUUGCAGUAUUUAAAACGACUUGGAAAUGUGCCAAAAGCAUCCUCUUUUCUUGAUCCUCUAAUCGUAACUGUUUAGGUAUGAGUUAUAGUAUGAGAUGGGUAAAAUUACCUUAAAAUCCCUUUUAUGAAAUAAAAUAAUUGCACCAGCUGAACCUUGACAAAGUUAUCAUUUUUUUCUAAUGUUCUCAUUUCAUAUAGUCAUCCGACCACGAUAAUAUCGGACGAUUUUGCUAUUGCGAUAAUACAAAAUCGAUAAUAUUGUUACAUCCCUUACCCUUUUUUAUUCAUAAUAAUAACAUUAAAAUGCUUAUCACAUUAUUUAUGUAUAUUAUUGUAGUAAAGGGGAUGACGCUAUGAUUGAUAUGUUAUU
Triplophysa dalaica is the source of this 4237-nucleotide messenger RNA. It is a transcript of the gene wnt5b, whose product is annotated as wingless-type MMTV integration site family, member 5b. Gene Ontology annotation, cellular component: extracellular region. The coding region runs from base 897 to 1988 and encodes 363 amino acids. Lineage: Eukaryota; Metazoa; Chordata; Actinopteri; Cypriniformes; Nemacheilidae. Gene Ontology annotation, molecular function: cytokine activity; frizzled binding. Gene Ontology annotation, biological process: canonical Wnt signaling pathway; neuron differentiation; multicellular organism development. The transcript is spliced from 5 exons. The record is from RefSeq and is a predicted model, not a curated record.